Chenopodium quinoa (quinoa) is the source of this 4314-nucleotide messenger RNA. Its product is annotated as ATP-dependent DNA helicase SRS2-like protein At4g25120. The coding region runs from base 127 to 3564 and encodes 1145 amino acids. The transcript is spliced from 29 exons. Gene Ontology annotation, molecular function: DNA binding; ATP binding; 3'-5' DNA helicase activity. The record is from RefSeq and is a predicted model, not a curated record. Gene Ontology annotation, biological process: recombinational repair. Gene Ontology annotation, cellular component: nucleus. NCBI's taxonomy places the organism in Eukaryota, Viridiplantae, Streptophyta, Magnoliopsida, Caryophyllales, Amaranthaceae.
GAAUGUCACAUAGGUUGGCGUUGGCGCUAUGUUUUUUUUUAAACUCUCAAACCAAACAAACCACCACCACCUUCCUCCAUUGCCGAUUUUUUCUCUUCCUCAGUGUUAUGUUCUCAGACCAUCGCCAUGAACAAAGAAAACUCGCAAGAAGAUUCACUAACACCCGAACAACGAGCUCGAAUUUCUCUCAGGUUCAGAGCUGCCAAAGCCCUUCUUGCUCGCAAAAAGCCUCGCUUUUCCUCUCCUCUUUCUGUCCCACUCAAGACUACUACUAAACUUGGUAGUAGCUGUUCGACUUGGGUUCCUAAGACUGAGAGAGUCCCACUGAAGGAGUUGCAGAAACCUUUGGAGUCUUUAUCUGCAUCAAGGGUAUCCAACCAAAGUGACAGCAGAUAUGUUGAGGUAUCUUCGCCAAUGCGUAGUUUUGCAGAUAGGUUAUUGGAUAGUUCGACAAGUGAGAGCAAUGGAUGCUCCAGGGAUGGGAGUCUAUCUACUCCAAUCAAUGCACAAGUGCAACGAUCUAAAUCCUUUAGUAUAAAUCACUGCUCACCAGUUUCCAGUGUUCUUGAUGAAGAGUUUGACUCGUCAAUUUUUGAAGAAAUCGAUUUAUUGCUUGAUGGGACUCAUGGGAGUUCAGCUAAACAAUCUGAGAGGGAAGUAGAUACCAGACAGGAUCAUAUGCCAAAAACUGAACCUGAUGAUGGGAACCACUCCAAUACGAGGACCUUCUUUCAUACCGAGAUUGAUAAUCUACAUGAUGUUCAAGGUGAUGUUUCAUCACCUCUCAUUGGGAAAGUAAACAUAACACUAUCAAAAGAGUGUUCAGGCAUGCCAGAAUCUUAUUCUAAGUAUUUGGAGUCACUUAAUGAGGAUCAACUGGAUGCUGCUUCUACUGAUGCCUCAACCCCAUUGAUGGUUGUAGCUGGUCCAGGAAGUGGAAAGACAUCGACAAUGGUUGGGCGUAUUUUGAUGCUGUUAAAUCAGGGCAUUGGUCCAUCCCACAUACUGGCAAUGACUUUCACAACAGCAGCAGCUUCUGAAAUGAGAGAUCGGGUUGGAGUAGUAGCUGGAAAGGAAGUAGGCAAAGCAUUAACCAUCAGCACCUUCCAUUCAUUUUCUCUGCAACUCUGUCGUGCUCAUGCAGAUAAGUUGGGUCGAACAUCAGAAUUCUUGAUUUAUGGGCAUGGGCAACAAAGGAGAGCAGUUAUUGAGGCAGUCCGUUUAACUGAAAGCAAUAGCGGAAUACAAAGUCUUGAUAAUUGUGAGAAAAAUAUUUCUGCCGAUGAUAUUAAGAUCCAAGAUUUCAAGGAGAAGUCCCAAAAAUGGCAGAAAUUUGUGACUAAGGCUAAAGCAUCUGGUAAGAUGCCCGAAGAAUGCCGUCAAAUGGGUGAUCAAUUUGGAGCUACAGUCUUGAGCAAUUACAAUGACAUAUUAAGAUCUUGUAAUGCUCUAGAUUAUUAUGACUUGAUCAGCUGCUCAGCGAAGCUGCUAACUGAUUAUCCUGAAGUCCUGGAGGAAUGUCAAGCAUCAUGGAAAGCUAUCAUUGUAGAUGAGUUUCAGGACACAAGUUCUAUGCAAUAUGACCUUUUAAGGCUGCUAGUAUCCCAUGGACAUAUAACUAUUGUUGGUGAUGAUGAUCAGUCCAUAUUCAGUUUUAAUGGGGCAGACAUAUCUGGAUUUGACUCAUUUCGAAAAGAUUUCCCCUGCCACAAAGAGGUACGGCUAAAGAAAAACUAUCGAUCUACUCGCUGUAUCGUUGAUGCUGCUGCUUCUUUAAUUCGGCAUAACGUAAAGCGAAGUCAAUUGAAACAAGCAUUUACGGAUAAUUCUUCUGGUUCUAAGAUAACAUUAAAGGAGUGUUACACUGAGUAUGCACAAUGUGCAUAUGUCGUUGAUAAAAUACUGGAAACCGUGUCAAAUUCCUCAGAAACUAAUUGUUCGUUUGGCAAUAUUGCAAUUCUUUACAGGAGGCAGGUGUCAGGCAGAGUUUUCCAAGCAACCUUCCGUGAUAGGAAAAUUCCUUUUAAUGUCCAUGGUGUGGCAUUCUACAGAAAAAAGGUAAUAAAAGCAAUCUUAGCCAUGGUUAAAACAGCUUUGCCUGGGUGUGAUGAUAACCCUUUUCGUCAAGCAUUCAAAACUCUGUUGCUAUAUGAGAAGGAAGAAAAAAAGAAAGUAAUAGAACACAUUGAUAAAAUAUCAACCAUAAGGAAGUGCAGCUUUAUUUCAGCUGCGUCUGACAUAUUUAAUGCAAAGAUAUCGGGUACCUUCAAGAGUUCUGUUUACAGAAGUCAACUCAGCCAAGGACGAAAAGUGCUUCAAACACUUGAGAUGAUAUCAAAACUCGUCUGUCGGGAACAAUCAAUAUCUUCUAUCAUUACAUCUAUUGCGAAUCUCCUCCCUCAGAAAUACCUUCUUGAACAGCGGGCAGUAAUUAGUGUUGAUGGAGGGAAACUACUGAAUGAAGACAAUGAUCUCAGAUCUGUGCUUCAAUACUUACUAGAUGAUGUGAAUGAUUUUUUAUCAUCACAAUCUGUUCCAAGAAAAACUGUACUGGAUGAUAUUGUGAAAAACAAAGGUUGUAUUCACGUACUUCAGGCUUUUGUGGACUAUAUAUCUGAAAGGGAGAAGGAAAAUUUUCGCUCAAGGAGACAAGAUAAUCUAGAUUCAGUCACAUUGACUACCAUUCAUCAGUCAAAAGGCUUGGAAUGGGACAUUGUGUUCAUAGUCAAGGCAAAUGAUUCGGAGAUUCCACUGUUACAUGAGCAUAACGGUGUUGCUACGGAACGUGGAAAUUCUCUUGAGGAAGAACGGCGUCUAUUGUAUGUGGCUAUGACUCGUGCUCGAAAAAAGCUUUUUAUGUUGUAUGUGACAAUGGACUCAAACUGGCAGGUGCUUCACCCUUCUCGUUUUUUUCAAGAGAUUCCAACGCAUCUACUGGAGGUUCAGGCAGACUUGAAUUUAUCUGUACAUAAAGAACUAUCUGUCAAAAUCAAGUCUGAAGCUAUGGAGCCAUGGGAAGCUGUAAUAGGAAAUGAUUCUCCUAGCUGCAAGAUAGACAAAGCAUCGGAAGAUUCAAGAAAUAUAGAAGCCUCAGAAGAUUUGAUAAAUAUAGAAGCAUUAAGUGGAAACAGUUUCUUGAAAAAGUUCAAUGUUGAAGACCGAGCACUGGUUUCACGAAUAUUUCAUCAAUGGGCCAAGAAAAAGGCUUUUCAAGAUCCUAAGAGGCUACUUGACAAGGUGAACUUUGUUAUCAAUGAACGUUUGAAUAUCAAGAAAGGGAAUAACAAGGAUAUUUUGGUUGCAUUGAAGUUGUUCCUGAAAUGUGAAGAAGCAUUUCAAUUUGCUGACUAUGUUAUAAAGUGGGAGCUGAUACCAUCUGAGAAACGUCUGCAUUUGACAAGGGAAAGACAGGAACAUUUCCAGAAACAGCGGAUGGAGACUGCAAUGGGUUCAUCAUCCCCAACUUCUAAGCAGAUUGGUUAUCUGCGUAGCUUGGGCUGCACAAUCGUCCCUGAAUCAAAGCUGCAUGCUUCUCGGUUAAUAGAACAAUACAAAACUCUUUAGGGACUAUGAAAAUUCACUCACUUAUUUAUUUACAGGUAAAAGUCCUAAUCUUUGCAGCAUUUACGUUUAUUUAUUUAUUUAUUUUUAAUUUUUAAUUAAAUUGUUUUCUUUUAGUGCUAGGAAGUUUAGCAAGAAUUUUUUGUAAUCUUUGAUAACCUAUUUUUGUUUUGUAUGGAUAGCCAAUUCAUUCAUGCCUGUUUCUCGGAUGUAUCUUUUUGACUGGGAACUUUUCUGAAAAUAAAUUUUGAUGUUUGCUGAAACUCUAAUAUGUAUAGGGUCAAAAUAUACUUAGAUUAGUAUUCAAACUCUAUGUACUUUAGCAAAAUCCAUAAUUAUGUGGUAUUAAGUAUGAUUUAUCUAUCUCUUGGCAUCUGAUUAACUAUCACGUGGAGCUCAUAAAAGGAGUUUCUUGCUUCUGAGAUGUUGAACUUCCUGUAAUUUGAAGUCAUAGUAUCCUGCAUCAAGGUUACCUAUGACUAUGAGGCUAUAAUUCUGUUCAGAGCUUUCUCAGUCUCCUUUGUAGAACUUCUUAGUCUCUAGUAUUGUGAGACAUUUAAUGACUAGUAAAACCUAGUUGGUAUUAAAUUAUGCUUAUUUGGUACUAAUGUAAGCGUCAAAAAUAUGUGUAUUGGCUCCAAAUAAAGUUCAAUUGUAUUGGGACUGUAAUUUUUUAUAGUACCCAUGUCAGUGAAUCUGUGAUCUUAUGAAGAUUGAAUAAAUUUGGGGUUGACAUCUUUGUUAGGGUUAUAG